AUGUUCGCCGAAUGCUCAGCACCCCUGAACAUCGAGGUCCGCGGCUUCAUUCCAGACACACUCUGGAAAUUCAUUCGCUUCGGAAAUGCGAUUGUCCGUGUCAUCCCUGCCGUGCUGACUGCUCCUCGCCUGCGAGCAUUACACGUGAUUGACCAAGUCGCAUACUCCGAACCAAGUCUGUCAGAUGGACAACUAUCGUCUAAGAUUCCCCCGAUUCCAACCUCUGUCAUAGAGUUGAGAUGGACCAGAGACCAAUUCAUCUUCGCCAGAGACGCCCAGAUAUCGGAUGAGGCAGCUGUGAUUCGUUCGCUGGCCUUUCUUCUUAGGCUUUCGGUCCAAGCAUUGAGCCUGCCCAUCGAGUCGGCUCCAAUUCGCGAGCUUUCCACACUCACCUGGCCUCAUCUUACCGAUCUCUCGCUCACCGCGAAUCGACCAUCAUCAAUCAUACCGCUAACAGGCGACUUUCCCUCUAUCAUCACCAACAUGCCCCGUCUUACCGUCUUCAGCCUGAUGCUACCCCAAGCAUCGUCAGCCUUAAGAUCAACCAUCGUUUUCCCCAAUAGCUCGACUACGACACCUCCCCUCGAGUGCCUCCGGAGCAUGACACUAGCUUACCCGAACCCGGAAGACCUCAUAUUUGACCAUCUUCCAGCAUCGCUAUGGCACCUAUCACUAACCGACUGCCCUCGGCAUUACCUAUCUCUGGACGGUCCAAAUCCUGUCCGAGUGUACAACUACUCUUCGCCCAUCAUCACUUCUUCCGAGCUCCGGAGUAUAAUUGAUCGUUGCAAAACUCCUGCUCUUAAGAGUCUCGAAGUCGUCUACCAGGCAGACAAACUGGAGGUGGAGACUUUGGGCCUGAUCGCCCGCAAGUUCUCGCAACUUCAUACACUCAAACUAUUCCGCUACACAUCAUCUGACGAUGAUCCCGUAGACGCUACGGUCGUUGCAUCAGCGCUUUCGCCGCUCAAAGAACUUCGUUACAUAUAUGUACACCUCGAUAACCCGAGAGCCCCGCGUUCUCGCCCCAGACAGCCGGUGAAGGAACAAUAUGCUGUCGUGAGGUUUUGGGACGGACUUCAAAACACCGCGGACAUUUUUGCGAAUGCAUUCACACCCCAACUGGACAGGAUUUACCUGCUCGAGCGCUACUAUUGGUCGACGUAUUGGACGAGAUGGAGUGUGAGGUAUGGGGAUGGGGAUGGGGAUGGGGGAGACGGCGGUGUCGAUGGUGGGUCCGGCAUCGGGAAGGAAGUGUAUUGUUGUCCCUACUCUGAACCGGAUCUCAAAGACGAGGACUUGGCAUCAGAUCUUCCACCCGACCAGAUCCCAUCGUCGAUCGUCGAGCUAAGAUGGUGCAGAGACCAGUGGAGUUUUGCGACUGACGCACAGAUAUCGGACGAGGCUGCUUUCAUACGCGCACUUACAUUUCCUCUCAGACUCUCCCUACAAACCCUAAGUGUUCCCAUCGAGUCUGCUCCCAUUCGCGAGCUGUCCACACUCAUCUGGCCACAACUUACCGAUCUCUCCAUACCUCGUCUUUGGAACCUCAGCGUGUUGCUCCCUCAAUCAUCAUCAUUUCCUCGUUCGACCACUCUUCUCCCCAUUACUUCGGCUGCAACUCCUCCUCUUGAGUCCCUCCAAAGCCUAACACUAGCCUACCCAAACCCCGCAGACCUCAUAUUCGACCAUCUCCCACCCUCACUCCAUCACCUCUCACCAACCGACUGCCCCCGCCAUUACCUCCUUGUCGACACCUCGAAUCCGCUCUACGAAUACAGCUACGACUCGCCCAUUCUCACUUCGUCCGAGUUGGGAGGAAUCGUUCGGCGCUGCGAUACGCCUGACCUUGAGAGCCUCGAGGUCGUGUAUCGGGCGGAUGCAGCGGAGGUGGAUACUUUGGGGAUGAUUGCACGCAGGUUUUCGGGCAUAAGGACACUAAGGGUAUUCCGCUACGUUGACUCCGCUGACGAUCCUGUCGACGCCGUGAGCAUCCAUGUCCUAUCAUAA
Molecule: messenger RNA, 2010 nt
Organism: Stereum hirsutum FP-91666 SS1
Lineage: Eukaryota; Fungi; Basidiomycota; Agaricomycetes; Russulales; Stereaceae
Exons: 5
Coding region: 1-2010 (669 amino acids)
Source: RefSeq, a predicted model, not a curated record